GUUGAGUCUCCCUUGGGCCGUCCUGUGGCAGAUGCAAUGCGUGGCUACAGCGCGUCGCGGAUGGCCGAUAGCGCCGAGGGUCGGUAGCCGCAAUGCGCCUGGCCACGCUGACAUUGUUGUCGGCCGUCGCCUCGCGUGGCUGCUCGGCCGCCAGCGUGCUGGAGCUGCUGCAGCUGCCAGAGGUCUCUUUUCACGAGCUUGCCGCGGGCGGGCCUGCCGCAGCCAGCGUUUCCCGCCACGCGCUGUCCACGCUGGGGGCGCUGGCCGUGGUGGGCGUGCCCGCGCAGGACACGGCGGGCCGCGCGGCGCCCCUGCAAGAGGCUUGCAGCGAGGCCCUCGGCGCCUGGGCCAGCUGCCUGCGGCGGGGCGGUAGCGCCGCGGCCGCGCACGCGAGCCAGCUGGCGAACGGCGCGGUGCGGCGGGCGUCCGUGGUCGCCGGAGGGCGCUGGGACCGCACAGAUGACGCCGCCUCGGCGUUCGGCGGCGGCUGCCCACCCGCCGAGCGAGCCACGUCGGCGAUGCGCUCUGGCGUUGGCGCCGCCGCGCGGGCCCUGGCGGUCGCGGUGGACUCGGCCUCCGCUGCGGCGCACGCAGAACUGGGCGCGGGGGCGCAGCUGAGGUCGGGCUCCGGACGCGGCGAUCUGACGCUUGCGAAGGCCCUGGACCUGGGCUCGCACCUCGAGCACAUCCGCCUGUACGAGGAGCAGCCGCCAGCUCGCAGCCUGAAGCAGGCCGCGGCGGACGCCGACGCCGACGAGGAGGCCAUCGAAACGCUGAGCCUCCACACGGACGCGGGUCUGAUGCUGGCCUUCGUGCCGCCGCCGACGCAGGCAGGAGGGGACAGAGCCUCGCUGGUGGAACUGCAGCUGCCCAGCGGCGAGAUCCGCGAGAUCGCCCUGCCCAGCCAGGGCGACGCGGUGAUCUUCCUGGCGGGCGAGGCGGCGCACCUGCUGGGGCGCCAGGCUCUCGCUGACGACGGGUCCGCCCCUGGCCUGCGGCCGGCGCCGCAUGCGCUGCGGCUUCGGCCCGGAUUUGGUUGGCGCGCGUGGUACGGCGCGAUGCUGCUGCCGCCAGAGGACGCCCCAGUCCGAGGGGACGUCGGGGGCGCGGGGGGUGGGGCCUUGACGUUCGGCGAGGUGUGGGGCGCCGCGAGGGCGGCCGUGGGCAGGCGGUCGUUGGCGGAGGUCCCCGCCCUCGGCUGCGGCGAGGGCCGGCUGCUGGCGGACCAGGUGGGAGGCUGCGUGGAGGGCCAAGUCGAGUGCUGGAUGACGUGCAUGGACGUCUCGAAGCUGCAAGACUGCAAGGGCGGGGAGUGGAGACCCACUGGCGUGGGCGACCUGGCCGAGUUCGUGAACCUGAGCAUACAGUGCGUCGAUGCCGACACUGGCGCGAAGUGGCCGGACCAAACUGGCCAGAUGUGCCCGACGUGCCAGCCGAUGUGCACGCUGUCCAGCUCGCAGCCAGCGCCAGGGCCGGCACCAGGGGGAGACGGCGGGUUCUGCAGGACUACGUACUUGGGGACUGGCGUGACCAUGUACAUGGACGGCUUCAAGAUGACCUCCGCGUCGCCAGAUGAGGCGUGCGUCAAUUUCCUCCUGCCGAGCCUUGUCAUCGACAGCCCUUUGAAGCUGGUCAUCUCCUCCAUCGGUGUGGUGCUGCUGAGCGCCUCCGUCGAGCUCUGCACCCUGGGCCGGCAGUUCCUUCCCAAGGACCGGCAGGGGGACGUCGGCCUCCUCUUCCACGCGGUCAGCCUGGUGCUCGCCUACCUGGCGAUGCUCUUCGUCAUGACCUACUCGAUCGAGAUCUUCUCCGCAGUCAUCGUCGGCCUGGCCCUGGGGCACAAGGUGGCGGGGGCGGUGGCGCGCUCGAGGGCGUGGGACCUGGGCGGCGGCUCCCCGUGCUGCCGGCUCGCGACCGAGGCUGCCGUCAGCGCCAGGUCGAGCCGGCGCCCGGCGUCGUCCGCCGCGGCCGCGGGCGCCGAGUCGACGUCAUCCAAGGAGGACCUGGCCACGGUGCGCCUCUCCGUCAAGGGCAUGAAGUGCGACCCCUGCGCUCAGACCGUGCGCCGGGCGCUCGAGGGCGUGGAGGGCGUGCGCCGAGCCAAGGUCAGCCUGCAGGGCGCGUCGGCGGACGUCCUCUGCGUGCCGUCCGACACGACCAUCGAGAUGCUGUGCGAGGCGUGCUCGGGCGUGGGCUUCGAUGCCCGCGGGGCGGACGGGCUGUGAGCCGCCGCGCGGACGCCGCGCUUGCUCUUCUGCUCGCCGCUGGGGAGGGCGCUGCCGCCUGCUGCCGAGCCCAUCCGCCUUCACCGCCACACCCCUGUGCGUCCCCAGUCCCUCUCUGCGUUCAGCGUGGUGUAUAAUUGAGUGCGGGCAAGUCGCCAGAUUCUGUGUAUGCGCACACCUGCAUGCUCCAUCGAAGCGGAGUUCCAGCAUGCGUCCACGGCCUUCUGAAUAUACUUGACCCUGUCGGUUUAAUUUCGCUCUGCUGGUGGCCACAGGUAGGGGAAAGUUUGAGGGCGGGUUGGACUUCAUGUUUUACUUCAGCGCCGUGGUGUUACCAGCCGCCCGAGUCUGUACCCUCUUCCUCUGGUGCCGAUCGCCUAAACCCGCCGUAGCGCUCUGUGGCAGCGGCCACCUGAUGCCUCGUCCUGGCGCAUGCACUGGCCGCACUGCCAAUGUGCCUGAUUUCUGAAACUUGCUCAUGCCUGCGAACAAACACCGGACGCGCUGGCGUCCCUGCCAGCGGGG
This is a messenger RNA of Prorocentrum cordatum, 2750 nucleotides long. The record is from the annotation of a GenBank genome assembly. NCBI's taxonomy places the organism in Eukaryota, Dinophyceae, Prorocentrales, Prorocentraceae.